CGCCGCUGCCCUCGCGGCCCGAGCAAACCACAGCCAUGCCCCAGGCGCCGCGGGCGCCAAGACCGCGGGUCCCCCCGCAGGCGCGGACCAGCUCAGUGACAAGGGCGACCACGUGGACUCAGCUAGCCAGGACAAGGACCACCUCUUCCGUCGAGAGCAGAGCUGCGCUGGACGCCAAGGAUGACGACCUAGAGGAGGACGAGGAGGAGCUCGACGCCGAGGACGAGGCCGACGAGGGCCCCGGCGUGGUCACGGGCUCGUCGGAUGACUCGGAGGACGACGCGCCGCGGAACCGUAUCGGGAACGUGCCGUUGGAGUGGUACAAGGACGAGGACCACGUGGGCUACGACCUUGCGGGCCAGAAGGUGAUGAGGACGCUGAAGGCGGGGGAGAUCGACGCGCUGCUCGAGAGCAAGGACAACCCCGACGCCUGGCGGACCAUCAAGGA
Prorocentrum cordatum is the source of this 448-nucleotide messenger RNA. The record is from the annotation of a GenBank genome assembly. NCBI's taxonomy places the organism in Eukaryota, Dinophyceae, Prorocentrales, Prorocentraceae.